AUGUCGUCAACUACUACCGUCACGCGAGAGUCUGCGAUGAUUCCAGAUCAACAGCAGAGCUCACUUGACCAGCAGGCAAGGCGACAUGUGAAGACCACAGUGAACUACUGGAAGUCAGAUGCUGAUCGCACACCUGCCAUGGACAAGUCGAAGCCGUUCCUAGACCGAAAGAUGGCGUUCGUCAGAUAUCAAAUGGACCACGAAGAUGUCCAGCCGGUCCUCGUCCACGAUAUACGAGGUCGAGAGGAUGACUUCACGCUGGACAAACAAGGCUUUCAACUCUGUCGUCGCCAGAUACAGACGCAGUCGUUUACGGACGAAGAACACAUCAAGGACUCAUACUACAAAGAAGUCGAGAACCUGCUGAAAGAGACCACCGGCGCCACCAAAAUCCACAUCUACGACCACCACAUCCGCUCCCUCUCCUUCGAAGCCAGCCUCACCGCCCCACCCAUCGAAGACUCCCUCGACCUCCCGGGCCCCGUCCGCAGCGUCCACAUCGACGACACCCCCGCCUCCGCCCGCCUCGUCAUCCGCAAAAACUUCCCCCCAUCCGAAGCCGCCCACCUCCUCGCCACCCCCUUCAGCCUCAUCAACGUCUGGCGCCCCCUCGCACCCGUCCGUAAAGACCCUCUCGCCCUCGCCGACGCCCGCACCGUGCAACCCCACGGGCGCGUCGAAGCCCUCCUCCCGACGCCCGACGGCGAGGAUAUCGCCAUCUAUCAGAUCCGCGCGAGCGCGGAGCAUCGCUGGUGGUUUGUUAGUGAGCAGCGGCCUGAGGAGGUGUGGCUUUUUAAGAUUUUUGAUAGUGAUGAUGAGGGGGGGUUCUUGGGGGUGCCGGAUACGAGUUUUGUGGAGAGGGGGACGGAGGGGGCGGAGGUGAGGGAGAGUGUUGAGGUUAGGUGUUUGUGUUUUUUUGAGGGGAAAGGGGUAUAG
Molecule: messenger RNA, 936 nt
Organism: Zasmidium cellare ATCC 36951
Lineage: Eukaryota; Fungi; Ascomycota; Dothideomycetes; Mycosphaerellales; Mycosphaerellaceae
Exons: 2
Coding region: 1-936 (311 amino acids)
Molecular function (GO): oxidoreductase activity
Source: RefSeq, a predicted model, not a curated record